AUGGCUUUUCUGGUUGUGAUGAUCGCCAUCACGCCCAGCGAUGCCAACUUCAAUUUGUAUUUGACGCAAAAAGAAGUUAGAAGGAUCUUGGGUUUGACAGCAGAGUUGUUUUACGUUCGCGAGGGCGUCGUGAACGACUACGCCCUCAACUGGAUUGUCCCAGUUCCUGCGGAUGUACACGCCCUCUAUUUCACGUGGCAAGCCACGUCGAAGAAGCAGCGGGAAGCGUCCCCUCGAGCCGCAGACUUUCCGGCUGGACCUCCACUGCACCGGCAGGGGUGCGAGUGCCGAGGUCGACGUCAUCCUCAACAUCAACGUGACCUCGCCAGGCCUCGGCAGCCCCGACGGUUCUGUAUUUCAACGAGGCGGAAAGUCUGUCUCAGAGGCUUAUCAGCGGAGAUGUUUUUCCCUCACUUGGGCCCAAUGGGAAACCGAGACGACGACUCGCUCCCCGUCAUCUUCUGCCUCCUGUCUAUUAUGGGCGCCAUCACCAUCGUCGUCACCAUCAUCAUCAUCGUCGCAGUCAUCAGGAAAAACAAACUCAAAAGGGACAGCGACCAACAAAUCUUGGGAGGAAACGAAGGUGACAUCAAAACGGGCACGAUAGCAACGUCCUCCCUCCUAAGGGCCGUCACGCCCAACAACCACACCUACACCCUUCCCUCGUCCUUCACGAUUAACUCGUACGCCUCCGUCAGGAAGAUGGCCCGAACCAUCUCUCCUAUGGGGCCCAUGACGUUCACGACGCAGGCGCACGUCCUGCACAGGGACUCGACGGCCCUGUCUCUGAAAGCCUGCAGUAUGGACAGCGACAGCAAGGAUUUGUACGACUCCGUCAGGGAGACCGCGAGCCGGGACGGGGCGCAGUCGGUGAAUAAUACCCUUAACAAGUCUGAGGUCAUUGUGGAUCCUUCGGCCGCUGACCUGCAGGAGAGGUUCAGGCAAAUGGAGAUUGACCGACAUCGCGUGAGACUGACGGCGGUGGUGCAGGAGGGCUCCUUCGGUCGCGUGUUUCGAGGGUGGAUCCAAAGAGACCACCCGGAGCAGGAUCAACAGGUCCUGAUCAAGACGGUCACCGAAGCCGCGCCUCACGAAGAGAUAGUCCUCCUGUAUAGGGAAGGGACCCACCUCUUCAAUCUCUACCACAGGAAUAUCCUGACUAUGGUCGGGAUAUCUUUCGCUAAUAGCUCCUCGCCCUUCAUACUAUAUCCGUUCCAUGGGUAUAGGAAUCUUAAAAGGUACCUUCAUGACCACAGAGGAGGGCACCUAAGAGCAGCCGAACUUGUAGAUUUAGCCAUACAAGCGGCUCAUGGCUUGUCCUUCCUACAUUCAGCCAAUAUCCUACAUGGGGAUAUUGGUGCGCGGAACUGUGUGGUCAGCGAGAAACUGCAGAUGAGGAUAACAGAUGCCGGUCUCUCCCGAGAUCUCUUCCCCUCAGAUUAUGAUAGCCUCGGCACCGAAGUCGCUCGGCCCAUCAAGUGGAUGGCUUACGAGGCCAUCUGCGAUGGAAUCAUAUCCACAGCCAGCGAUGUUUGGUCGUACGGCGUGUUGGUCUGGGAACUGACGACCUUAGCACAGCAGCCCUACGUCGAAGUGGCAGGCUGCGAGAUGGAGGAGUACUUGAGAGAUGGGUAUCGUCUUGCCCAACCUCUGAACUGCCCGGAUGACCUGUACAAGGUCAUGGCCUUUUGCUGGGCGAUCCAUCCGAAGGACAGGCCCCACGUCAAGCUGCUGCUCGAUUACCUGGCAGCUUUUCACAAGCAACUCAACAGCUUCAUCUGAAGGAGCGCAUAUGAAAAUGUGAAACGGAAAUCUAAACUAAAAUAAUUUAGGAUUAAUAGGAAAAUGCGUGAAAUGUCAGGGGUAGAUGAGCGCUAUUUUUGCAGGUAAUUAGUACCUACUGGUUUUAUCGGUUUUUAAUGCCAUAGUUGUUUUAAAAUGGGACAGGGAGUGAAAGGUAACAUAGUUUUGUCUCCAGGCAUCGUUUAAAUCAAAGUACAUACUUAC
This is a messenger RNA of Macrobrachium nipponense, 2007 nucleotides long. Its product is annotated as tyrosine-protein kinase Drl-like. The transcript is spliced from 9 exons. Gene Ontology annotation, biological process: protein phosphorylation; axonogenesis; cell surface receptor protein tyrosine kinase signaling pathway. The record is from RefSeq and is a predicted model, not a curated record. Gene Ontology annotation, molecular function: ATP binding; protein kinase activity. Bases 1 to 1782 code for a protein of 593 amino acids. NCBI's taxonomy places the organism in Eukaryota, Metazoa, Arthropoda, Malacostraca, Decapoda, Palaemonidae. Gene Ontology annotation, cellular component: plasma membrane; signaling receptor complex.